This is a messenger RNA of Impatiens glandulifera, 778 nucleotides long. RefSeq names its product photosynthetic NDH subunit of subcomplex B 4, chloroplastic. Lineage: Eukaryota; Viridiplantae; Streptophyta; Magnoliopsida; Ericales; Balsaminaceae. The transcript is spliced from 5 exons. Gene Ontology annotation, biological process: photosynthetic electron transport in photosystem I. Gene Ontology annotation, cellular component: chloroplast thylakoid membrane; NAD(P)H dehydrogenase complex (plastoquinone). The record is from RefSeq and is a predicted model, not a curated record. The coding region runs from base 83 to 625 and encodes 180 amino acids.
CUCCUCCCUCUGUUUGUUUCUUUGAUAAACUUACAGCCCUAAUUUUAUUAUCUCUUCUUCAUCUUCCUGAAAAUAUCCAACAAUGGCAGAAGCUGUGAUGAGCUUCACAAUGAUCAAACCUCAAGCAUCUAAGUUGGACCAUCUUUCCCCAUUUUCAUCCAGACCAAUGAAGCAGUGUUUGAGAUCAAACUUCGGCGGUGGUCUGUUGCAAAAGAAGAGAAACAAGAUGGAAGUGAAGGCUUUGCCGUUGCCGGAAAUAGUGCAUAUAGAUUGGUCAGUUUUAAUGGCAGUAAUGGUUGAACACUCAGAAGGAAAAAGGGAUCUCAUAACCCACAAAUCCAUUUGGCAUCUCAACGACAUAGCCAUCAAGAAAGUUUAUACUUUCUAUAUAAUGUUCACUGUUUGGGGAUGCUGUGUAUUUGGUUCCACAAAAGAUCCAUAUUAUGAUUCAGAACACUAUAGGAAAGAUGGAGGAGAUGGUACUGGGCACUGGGUUUAUGAAAAGCAAGAGGACAUUGAAGAAUCUUCAAGGGCAGCAUUGUGGAGGGAAGAACUGAUUGAGGAAAUUGAGCAGAAGGUUGAAGGGAUCAGGGAGCUUGAAGAAGCUGGUGUUUCUAAGAAAUAAUUUUUAUUACCAACCCCCUUCCCUUUUUCUUUUUAAAUGUAUAUAUAUACAAUUUAUUUUCCUUAAAAUCAAGUUCUAGUUAUACAAUACAUGGAAGUUCAAUUAUGUAGUUGGUUAUAACUCAUACUCAAAUAUUCAUCAUAAUCUAUGUUU